Molecule: messenger RNA, 1389 nt
Organism: Heterocephalus glaber (naked mole-rat)
Lineage: Eukaryota; Metazoa; Chordata; Mammalia; Rodentia; Bathyergidae
Gene: Cfap119
Product: cilia and flagella associated protein 119
Source: RefSeq, a predicted model, not a curated record
CGGUUCCCACGGUAACUGAUUCCGCACUAUCCUCUUGGCCACCUCCGAGAACAAUGCCAGCCAUCAACAAUUUGGAAGGGGGCACCUAAGUGGGCACUUGCAAUCUACUACGCAUGCGCGUUCGCUCCUCACUGACGGAAGUAUGUACUUGAACUUUCCACCUUUCUCCUUCACGGCCACCUUAGUAACGGUUCACCAUGGAGACGAUGGGAGACGCCCCCCCCCCCGAUUGGCUGCGCCCAGCCUCGCUGCGGCGUAGAUUGGUUGGAAAGUCACUACAGGGCCAGGACUUGGCAAUCGCUGCUCGAAAACUGGUUGUCCCAUAACCUAGAUGCGACAUGAUCAGCCCAAAACCAAGCCAGUCCCUGGGAGUCAAGGUACAGUCCAAACUGGAACAGCUCUCGGAACCACAAGGGGAACUGGAGAAGGAUCUUAGUCCAUUGGUUAGAUCGGCCAUGCAGAUAGGAACAGGUGUGCGGACCGAGUUGGCAACAGCGGCCUCUGUCCCCGUGGAAGUGGAUGAAGAUCCUGAAGUCAACUUGUUUCCGCCGCCACUGCCCCAGCCCCGGAUCUGCUUGUGGAAAUACCUGGACCUCCAUUCCAUGCACCAGCUGGAAAAGACAGCCAGUGUUGAGGAGAUGAGAGAGGUGUUGGCCAAGUUGCUGGAGAUUGACUGGCCUGAGCAGAGCUUGCGGGAUGCCGUCACCCUGGACCUCUUCUCCCAUGCCCUCAUCUUCUGCCACCAGCAGAGCUUCUCACUAGAGCAGACAUCGGCAGCAUGUGCUCUGCUCCAGGAUCUUCACCAGGCCUGUGUUGCAACCCCCUUGGGCAACGUGGAGGAAUGCUACCGCUACUUUACCACUGCUCUCUUCAGCCAUGGAGUCAGGCGGCCCCCCUUCAGCAUCGACCUCUUUAAGAAAGAACAGCUGCUGGCCCUGGCAGACUAUGUGGUCAACACCUACUUCCGUCACUUCAAGCUCUACAAAUAUGUGUUCACACCACAGGUGCGGCUGGAUCUGUCUUUGACUUACAUGGGGCUACAGCCACCCAAGCCUUGGCCCGCGGGUAAGACAGAGAAAGAAGGGCAGGAAGCGGACCAGCAGGCAGCUACCCAACAGGAGGAAGAGCCGGAAACAGUGGCCCAGCCAGUGCGAGAGCCAGGCCAGGUCUGUCACCUCCGAACCUACAUCAAGACUCAGGUGCACAAGGAGCUAGGGCAGCUCCAGCAGCUGGCAGAAGAGCAGCUCAAGGCCAGUGAGGAAAGGCUCAGCAGCAAGUUGACUGCCCUGGAGCGGCCCUCCCAGGUACCACCCAGCAAAGGCAAGAACAAGAUGAAGUGAUCCCCAGAAAUUUCCCCAAUAAAGGCCAGAGCUAGAGCGUGGCCCACCA